Aspergillus steynii IBT 23096 is the source of this 610-nucleotide messenger RNA. RefSeq lists its product as uncharacterized. NCBI's taxonomy places the organism in Eukaryota, Fungi, Ascomycota, Eurotiomycetes, Eurotiales, Aspergillaceae. The transcript has a single exon. The record is from RefSeq and is a predicted model, not a curated record. Bases 196 to 513 code for a protein of 105 amino acids.
GAUUGAAGUGCCUGGAUUCAAUCAACACUGACCAAGGGCCAUGCGGCGAUAAUCAGUGGAGCAGUGCGUUCCUGCAUCUAAUUUACCACAUUGGUCCGGCCAGAUCUCAAUCUCGUGAGGGGAUGGUAUUACUUGUUCUUAUGAAAGUGAAACAUUCCCGUCGUGUAGGAGUCAGAGGGGAAAAGGGCAUGGGGCAUGGGGCAUGCUACUGGCGGUUGUCCUUGCAUGGCGGAAGCAGGUACCUCAACUCAACUCCUCUCCGGAAGGGAUUUCGGCUGCCGUAUUUGCAUCCUAGCAUCAGGUACAUGCCUGCUCAGUCACAACGUCGGGCGUCGUUGCUGGGCUCUCUGGCGAGGUCGAGGGAGGGGAAAUUGGUCCCAACGUGAUGCCGCAGCCGAUACGAAGAUGCGCAUUCUCAUCUCCGAUACAGAGAGAUCCGUUAUGCACGUCAUCUCCAGGGUAGAGGGCUCCGUAAAACGACGGCGAUUGUAUUUCCUAGGCACAUAUUCGUAAGACAUGGUAACCUGGAUCAUCGCCGGUGAUAGGCGGUUUAAUUUCUUUUGAUCAAGUCGAUCGAAGCCGGUGGGGUCAGUGUCAGCCGUGGCUGUCG